Messenger RNA from Rosa rugosa (rugosa rose), 744 nucleotides. RefSeq lists its product as uncharacterized. Lineage: Eukaryota; Viridiplantae; Streptophyta; Magnoliopsida; Rosales; Rosaceae. The coding region runs from base 49 to 471 and encodes 140 amino acids. The transcript has 3 exons. The record is from RefSeq and is a predicted model, not a curated record.
GUGGCUGUGAGAGACGCACAACAAAGAGUGGAACACUGUGGGCGAGAGAUGGCGAGGGAUGAAGAGCACAAGGGUUUGUUGUGGAAGCUUCCAGUCAUCAAAACCCAGCAACUCGGCAAGGUGGGUCCCGCCUUUGGCUUCGGCGUCGGCUGUGGUGUGGGAUUCGGCAUCGGCCUCCUCGGCGGCGUAGGAAUUGGUCCUGGUAUUCCUGGCAUGCAAGUUGCUUUUGGCGUUGGUGCUGGAUGUGGAGUUGGCUUAGGAUUCGGCUAUGGCGCUGGCAAGGGGGUUGCUCGUGAUGACAUCCGAAAGUACUCCAAUGUUGGCAAUCUCUUUUAUGGUGAAAAUGUUGGCAGUCGUUCUGGAAAUCCUACUUCCCAGGAUGAAAUAGGCGCUCUUGUUGACGAGCUUGUUGAUAAUACUAAGAAACUAGUCAGAGCUACUACAAGAGAGAUCGACAAGUGGAGAAAAUGAGUUAAGCAGCUUGCUUGCUGAGUUCUAGGGUACAUUUGAAUGGAUUAUGGGUUUAUGACUUGUUAAGAUUAUCUAGGGAUUGGAGUAUAUGUGGAAAUUAGGGAUAGAUUUUUUUGUGUGCAUGGCGAUUGACAUUGUCUAAGCAUACAAGUUGCUUAUGUUAUUUUAGAAGUCUGUUGGUUUAUCUGUGUACAGUACGGUUUAUCUGAAACUUUGGAAGAUGAAAUCAUGUCAUUCGGAUUGGAUCAAUAAUGGAUUCUGAAUUUCCUUUUA